Phlebotomus argentipes is the source of this 3067-nucleotide messenger RNA. RefSeq names its product neuropilin and tolloid-like protein 1 (gene Neto). Lineage: Eukaryota; Metazoa; Arthropoda; Insecta; Diptera; Psychodidae. Bases 838 to 2724 code for a protein of 628 amino acids. The transcript has 13 exons. The record is from RefSeq and is a predicted model, not a curated record. Gene Ontology annotation, molecular function: protein binding.
CACGAAGCAGCAGCCGAGAGACGUGAAAGCGAAUCCUCCGCAUCGCUUUGCACAGCGAAACUUCUUUUCACACUUCUCAGUCGGAGACUUUGCACUAAUUUCUAAUGGAAUCCCAAUUCAUUUGACUUUCCCGAGGGUGUGAGUGGUGCUCGGCAGGGAGACUGCCAAGGAAAGUGGGAGAUUAAGGAAUCUCCAUACAGUGCAGGCGAGUGCGGAGUGCUCAAUUAUGUAUAUGUGAGUGAGGCAAAGUGGGAAAGUGCCACGGCGAGAGUAUUUGCUCGCAACACCAGAAACACCCGUGGUUCUUCUUCACCCAUCAUCGCAUUGGAUCGCACUAGUUUUUUUUGUCCCGAAAGCCUCAUCAGAAAUGUGUCAAAGGCACUGCAAACAAACCAUCAACAGUAACAAGCGAAAUGAGGAGCCACAGAAUGCCGAAAUAUGUUCUCAAUAAGACAUUUACUAGGAAGAUGACCUUAACUCUAAGAAUAGAUUUUAAUGAGUCCCAGCGCAGACGCCGCCUUACUGACUCUCAGCAUUCGUCUCGACGAUCUCCGAUGGUGAAUGUGUCAAAGAUUAGUGAUAGUAUUUGUACUAAUAAAAGUGAAAACUUUCACUACAGCAACACUAAAUAUUUAAUAGUGAAACAUUGAAAUGUCGAUGAAGACCAAUUUUGUGUAAAGUAUAACAUUAUAAUAUUACAUUUUGUAAAAUCAUGCGUGUGCGAAUAACAGUGUUCAAGUGAAAUGAUAAAUAGUGUGACAAAGACAGCAACAUAGUCGUAAAAAAAACAAUUUAUAAUGUAGAAAUGUUGGAUAAAAAUUUAAACACGGCUGGAAAAUGACGAUCACAAUAUGGUUAAUUUUAGUUAUACUCUGCAGAUACAGUAUUAAUCCAGUGGCGUGUCACUCACUGGUCAAAGACAAUGUUGAUGAGAUCAAUAUGAUUAGCAAGACAAAACGAGCCGUUCCACCAGAAUAUGCAAGUACUUCCAGUUUAGCUGUCUGCGAGAGCUUCGUGAUCGGAGACCCGGAAGCGAAAACACUCUACAGUCCCAGCUAUCCAGGCAACUACCCAAAUAAAACAGACUGUGUUGUCGUUCUCGAAGCUCCUGUGGGUUUUCUGAUACGACUAGAUUUUAGAGACUACUUCAAUAUAGAGCCGUCUGAGGAGUGUAAAUUUGAUUUCUUAGAGAUUAGGGACGGUGGUCAUGGCUUUUCCAGCUUGAUUGGGCAAUUCUGCGGAACUGAUUUUCCGCCAAUGGUGACAUCAAGGGAGCGACAAUUGUGGCUUCACUUUCACUCGGACGAGAAUAUCGAAUAUGCGGGUUUCGUUGCCGUUUACGAAUACAUCCCACGUCCGACAAGCUCUAUUUACGAUGAUUCAAACUGCCGCUUUGAGGUGGGUGGAUACGAAGGAUGGGUUAAUCGGACCGAUAUACUGACUGAGAAGAUGCAAAUCUCCGUGGAGCACAAUUUACCACUAGACUGUAUGUGGGUGAUACGAGUCUGGGACGGCUGGAAGAUUCAACUGGCCUUUCUUCUAUUCAAACUCGAUAAGCCCAAUGACUGCGACAGCAAUUUCGUCGACGUGUUCGGGGAGAAGACAGACAUCCCUAGCCGGUUAAAAAAUUUCUGUGGCUCAAUUGCUGAUUCUGUCACAUCCAACAAGAACAUACUGCAUAUUCGAUUCUAUGCGGAGCCACCGGCAAUAAAUUCGACGUUCGCCAUUCUCUUCACGGCAUUUCGGGAGAAACCGGCAGGCGAAACAUGCGAAGACAAUGAAUAUGACUGCGAGGAUGCAACUUGCAUAUCUCACGACUUGAGAUGCAACGGCCGAGUGAACUGUCGCUUCCGAUGGGACGAGGAUGAAUGUGCUAAGGAUGAAGAAGGACAGCCACAGCAUGUUGUCAUCAUAGUUGUCGUCUUUGGUCUGAUCCUGGGUGGAAUGUUUACUGCCUUUCUGGUUAGCUGCCUGAGAAAACUUAUGCGAGACCACAAGAUUAUUAGGGAACACAUUCGGCAAUCCAAGGAGAGCAAGUUGGAUGAGCUGGGUCGACACUCUACAAAACUUCCCGAGGAGCGACAAUCGAUGAAAAAGUCCCGGGAAAACCUAUCGUCCAAAUUGGCUGUCGCAACUUCUGCGCCACGCGGGAAGAGUGUGGACGCCAUCAGUAAUACUGGCCAUAUCCUGGACUCGCCAGACAUCUCAAAUCGCUACUACCGCGAAAUCGUCCCAAUUCCCACCACUGGGACUGUGACCCACUGUGAAAUGAAACGCCCCGAAGUGCUUGUCGGAUGGAGAACAAGCAGUCUCCAAGAUGAGAGUCACAGCAGCGAUGGCGUUGGGAUGUGUGAUAUCGCCUGCCAAACGAGGGAAUCGCUGUUUCAGCCCAUCUUCAGGAAUAAAGUCACUCAAUCGCCGAUCCCUUCGAGUGAAAUUAGAUUUUCCACAUUCGGCUACAACUCCCCGCCCGUGAUGUCCAAUGUCGGCCACGAGCUCAACAACCCGGCCAAGCAGCCUCUAAUCCCAUCGGCAGCGAAUGUCAUCGAAAUGAGUGACCUGGGCUGUCCGCCCCCUCCACCCCCUGUCGCGCACCAUCAGCACUGUCUACACCACCAGAUGAAGGCCUUGGAGGCCCUGAAGCUGGACGAAGCCAAGAGAAGUCAGCGCGGCGACGACAUACGUAAAUCAGCCCCGGACGUUAUAAUCAUGACUUCGCAUUGACCACGGUGGAUAAUUUUUACUAUGUAAAUUUUCAUUUUCUACACACGAGAGAUCGUUACAUGAUUAAGAAAAGCGGGAAAAGGCUCUCAAUCAUACACACUCGCGCCCACACGAGAGGAAAAUUUAGAAUGUGUACCGUGUGUAACACACUUAUUAAUUUAAUCUUCAUUAGUGGAAAAGAAGAAAAAUAAUUUUAAAAUGUAUUUUGUAAAUAAUUUUCGUUAUUGCUCGGCAGCGUAAUUUUCUUGUUAUUUUUACAUAAGGAAAAAAACAUCAACAUAUAUGAUAGAUAAUAUAUUUAAUAUUUUAUUAGAAUGAAUUUCUAAUAAAAUAUAUUGAGAAA